UUUAUGUCCGGCACUGUACCUCUUACGGCUUAAGGUUGUUCGAGUACGACUAAUAAAUAGUAUAGUAUAGGGAAAAUCGAUGUUAAAAUUUAAUUUAAAGAAAAAUGGCAAUAUUUGAUAUUAAAUAAAACUUGACAAACAGAAUUGAUUAAAUACAAAUUUAUGAAACUUUUGAUCGUUUUGAUUACAAGAAAUCUGAAUUUAUUCGUGCCAUUGGGUUUAACCUAACUUUUAACUGAAUUUUAUACAUUCAUUAUUGCUAAACUAAACGGUGAAAUUUAUUGUUAAAGCGAACUUGAUUUUUUUUAAUGAUUACCUAUCACUUUUGAAAUUUUUAUAGAUUAAUCCUUUAAAUUCGCUAAAUGAUCGAACAACCUUAAGUUUUCGAUUGUAUGUACACCCUUAAGUUUUUGGUUGUGUGAACGGUCUUUAUCUUCCACCGUGGUUCGACUAUAUAGUAUUCUUUGGUUAAGAUUACAUGUAUACUACAAAACAAUUUAAAAUAAUUGUAAUUGUUAUAAUUAUUGAAUAACAAAUAUUUUCAAAUCAAUUUCACUAUUAAAUAUCAUUACUGAUAAAUAAAUAUUAAUGAAAAUCUGAAUAUGACUGAGCAUGCUAUUCCGUUUGAUAUUCUCGACGAUCUAAGUAGUCGUUUUAUUAUCAAUGUACCAGAAGAAGAACGAAAAGACUUAGUGCGAAUAUGUUUCCAAAUAGAAUUGGCUCAUUGGUUUUAUUUAGACUUUUACUGUGCUAACGAAGUUAGUAAACUUCGAUCCUGUACAAUGGAUGAGUUUGCUAUGCACAUAUUUCAACACAUUCCAUUCCUAAAAUCUCACGUACAGCGGUUAGAUUCUGUAUUGGAACAAUGGCGGGAAUAUAAACAAAAUGUGCCUACUUUUGGUGCAAUAGUAUUAAAUGAAGAUAUGAGCAAAGUUCUUUUAGUACAAAAUUACUGGUCUAAAAAUUCUUGGGGUUUUCCGAAAGGUAAAGUUAAUGAAGAUGAAGAUCCAUCACACUGUGCUGUGCGUGAAGUGCUAGAGGAAACAGGAUUCGAUAUCUCUGGAUUAAUAGAUAAGAAUGAAUAUAUUGAAUCUAUCAUUAAUGAUAGAUUGGUGAGGCUGUACAUUAUUUGUGGGGUACAAAAAGAUACAAAAUUUCAACCUCAAACUAGAAAAGAAAUUAAAAAUGUUGAAUGGUUUUCACUUUCUGAUCUUCCAAACACGGCUAGAGAUAUGACUCCAAAAGUUAAAAUGGGAGUUGGACCCAAUGCUUUCUUCAUGGUUGUUCCUUUUGUCAAAAGAAUGAAACGAUGGGUUCAAGAAAAAUUGCAGCGUGAUAAGCAAUCUUCUGGAAAAAAGCAUCGGCGUAAAUCUCUGGGUGAUGUUGAUCUUUCAUCUAAAAAUAAACGUCAACAGCCAUUACAAGGUUUUGGAACAUUUGAGGGAAAAAGAGGCUUAUCUAAUACAUCACCAAUACGUAAUAGACGUCAAUUAGACAAUAAAAGUUCUUUUAAAGGUAGUAAUAGUGAUAAAAGUUUAAUAAAAGUGCCAAUAAAGCGCAAUUUAUUUGGAGAACCAACUGAUGAUAAAAUAACCAAAUCUCCUUCGACUUUGGCUAAAAAGCUGAGUGAAAGUCCUCAUACUUCUAUUCCGAUCAAGACUGUUAAAGUAUCCAAACAUCCUGUAAACGGUGAUACUUUCCCAGAAAUUUAUUCAGCAUUUACUCUUUUGACCCCAAGGAAAUCUAAUAGUGAAAUGAGCGAAUUUGACUAUCGGUCUCCAUUUUGGCUAGAAUUCAAAUUUGAUAAGCCAGUGAUAAUGAAUUGUUUAGAAAAAAGUAAGUUGUUCCAAUAAAAAUAAAAAUAGAAUAAA
Molecule: messenger RNA, 1871 nt
Organism: Chelonus insularis
Lineage: Eukaryota; Metazoa; Arthropoda; Insecta; Hymenoptera; Braconidae
Gene: DCP2
Product: decapping protein 2
Exons: 5
Coding region: 603-1853 (416 amino acids)
Biological process (GO): deadenylation-dependent decapping of nuclear-transcribed mRNA; nuclear-transcribed mRNA catabolic process, nonsense-mediated decay
Cellular component (GO): cytoplasm; P-body
Molecular function (GO): 5'-(N(7)-methylguanosine 5'-triphospho)-[mRNA] hydrolase activity; manganese ion binding; RNA binding
Source: RefSeq, a predicted model, not a curated record